This is a messenger RNA of Psilocybe cubensis, 378 nucleotides long. RefSeq lists its product as uncharacterized. The record is from RefSeq and is a predicted model, not a curated record. The transcript has a single exon. Bases 1 to 378 code for a protein of 125 amino acids. NCBI's taxonomy places the organism in Eukaryota, Fungi, Basidiomycota, Agaricomycetes, Agaricales, Agrocybaceae.
AUGGGAUGUAACACACAGAAGACGAAACAUACACAAGAUGCCCCUCCCUCUCCCCCUCACCCAGACCCUGAAGACCCUCACGCAUCCCAAUCCCUUCCCCCAAUCGAAUCUUACUUGGCAUGGAAUGGCGACAUCGCAGAAUGCGUUUUGACCUGUUCCUCCCCUCCUCCUCCAUUACCUCCAUUACCCCCUCCACUUCCAUUACUCCCAUACCCCGAACCGCAACCGGACACUCCAAAGGAGCUUGAAGAGUCCAUGGGUGUAGCGGGACCUAGCCCACCGGCGCCCGGGUUAAGAUGCGAAGCGGCAGGCCUAUUUGUGUUUGUCUACCUGUUCACAAUCCUUCUUUUGUGGUCGUUUAACAGCCCUGUAUGGUAA